Colletotrichum karsti is the source of this 4026-nucleotide messenger RNA. Its product is annotated as thermotolerance protein. The record is from RefSeq and is a predicted model, not a curated record. Gene Ontology annotation, molecular function: U2 snRNA binding; protein binding. NCBI's taxonomy places the organism in Eukaryota, Fungi, Ascomycota, Sordariomycetes, Glomerellales, Glomerellaceae. Gene Ontology annotation, biological process: mRNA splicing, via spliceosome. Gene Ontology annotation, cellular component: nucleus; U2 snRNP. Bases 1 to 4026 code for a protein of 1341 amino acids. The transcript has 5 exons.
AUGGCAUUUCAGACAAAUAUACUCCGUGAUGGGGCUUGGGUCACAACAACCGUCGACCUCAACACCGUUCUGAAGGGCUCUACUGUCGCUGCCACGCCCGCUGCCCCGCCACUCCCUACCGCGCCAGACUGUGGCAUUCUGACCAGAACCGUCAUCGAGAGUCCUAUUGCUCGAUGGGUACUGCCUGCUCUCUUGAGAUCGGCCCAUCACAAUGAUGUCGCCUUCGUGGGUGAUCGUUAUGUGAGCAUCAGUGAGCUGCGAAAGGAUGGCCAGCUUCAAGAGGUUCUCCGAAAGAACGACUUCGGCUGCCGCAUCCGCAAUGCUUGUGUGAUCGGAAACAAAUACGAGCGCUUUCGUGCCACUGCCGAUGAUGCUGGUGUCGAACACAUCAAGAGCGAAGACGAGGAUGAGGACACGCAAAUGGCCGAUUUCACCUCUGCUACUGGCCCUGGCGGCUCUCACGGAGUUUUGCCGCCGCAUCUAUUACUCCUCGUCCUCGAAACUGGCACUUUCGUCUUUCUGUUCAUCAGGAGAGACGUUCACGGCAGACUCCAAUUCGUCGCGUCCCCCUUCCACAAUCCCUCAAAGAGAAUGGGCCAUCACUUGGGUUUUCAUGUCGCGGUAGAUCCAAGAUCUCGAUACGUUGCCGUUGCCGACGCUCAGAAUAAGUUUGCCGUGUACGAGCUCGAAUCCAUGGAGGCCAUGAGUAGCCAAUACAUGCGUCAGAACGACAUCAGUCCAGUCAAGACCCAUCACCACCGAGCAGUCCAGGGAAUGAUUCUCAAGAUGGAAUUCCUCUAUCCUCGACCAGAAGACCAGCAUCACGUUAUUCUCCUCAUCAUUCUUGCCAAGGGCGACAAAUCAAAGAUGGUUAUUUACGAGUGGGAGCGCGGGGACAACCUAGGCGAAGUGUUCGCCGAGGAAAAGCGCGGUUAUCGCAUACGACCCGAGCAUUGCAUGCCGUUAUUGGUGAUCCCACUGACAGUGAGGAGUUCCUUCCUGGUGGUGUCUGAGAACGCCUUCGGCAUCUGCAAGGAUCCUCUGCAAGGACCUAUCGACAUUGAGAACCACUGCCCUUUUGAUCCCAAAGACCACCCUACAACUCGAUUUCACCACGGGACAGGCCCGCCGCUUUGGACAGCCUGGGAUAGGCCCGUGCGAAGAAGGGGCUACUAUGAUACGAAUGAUCACAUCUAUCUUGCUCGGGAGGACGGCGUGAUUGUGUUCUUUGAAUUCAAUUCAACGGAUGUUCUUGGUGUUUCCAUGAACGUUGGGGACUGCGAUUGCAACAUAUCCAGCGCCUUCACCACGAUGUACGACGCAUACUCCGACUUCGCCAUAGUUGCAGGAGAUUCGGGUCCGGGUUUGGUUUUUCAGCUCAAACCUCGACAAAGUAUAGUUCAAUUGGGUCCGAUCCCCAACUGGGCGUGUGCUAUUGAUUUCACAACCACAGAUCCAUUCUCGUCCUGGAAUCCCACGAGCGCACACAAAAGCAAGCCGGCUACAUCUUGGAAGGAACGGACGCCGGAUCAUUUAUUAAGCCCACACAAAAUAAUGUGCGCGUCCGGGAACGACCCUCAAGGCAGCAUCACCGAGUUACGCUACGGACUUCCCGCCAACAUCAUUUCGUACUUUGAGACGCACCCUACGAAGAGGGCGUGGAUUUUCCAGGCUGCUGAUACCACCUGGCCCUACCAAAUGCUCCUAACUAGUCCUGGGACAUCUGAUAUCUUGCUGGUAUCAGCCGAUCUUUCCCAGGCGGAAAUGGCCGAGCCCACCGCAGUACAACUGGACACGAUGUCCAGAACACUUGCAGCAGACCAGAGUCGUGACGGGACUAUCACCCAAGUUUCCGAGCGAUGUAUAACUAUUGCAAGCCCCAAUCAAAGUGCAACAUCAUUUGCGUAUGCCGAGUUCCAAGGCAUCGAUGGUGUAGUUGAGCAUGCGGCUGUGAGGGGCAACUGUGUUUGCGUAUCCGUGUUUUCCGAGUCCCAUUUUCAAAUCCAUACCUUCCGCGCCGACAACUCCGACUUAGCCCUUACGGAUACAUAUGCAGUGGACGGUGAAGUCACGUGUCUUUCACUGUGCUGCAUAGGCGGGUCGGAAUGCAUACUUGCCGGCUUAUGGCGAGAGAAUAGUUCCUAUCUGGCAAUAUAUCCUGCCGACGGACUGGAGAAGGCGCCCAUGUUGAUCGGCCUGGACACUGACGAUGAGGGACUGACUGCCCAUCAAGGAGACGCAAUGGAUAUCACACCGACAGUAGAACUCAUCAACAGCAUUGUGGUUGUGCAUGAGACAGCCCAAAAGACCAGUGUUGUUCUCGGAACCCGAAGCGGUCAUCUGAUAACGAUGCAGCUUAAUGGUGCUGGCCCCUAUGAUCGAAUCAUAAGGAGAGAAAGACUUGGUACCGUUGCAGCUGAAGUCUUCCCUGUGGACGCACCGUAUCUUCUCGGAGCUGUCAUGGCCUGUUGCAACGACGCAUUGCUUCUUUUGCGAGAUUUCGAGGCCAAGCGACCUGGGCAUUUUGCGACCAAACAUCGCGUCUGGGUAACUGACUUGAAGGAUCCGGCUACGGCAUCAGUGCCUGUGAUCUCGGCCACCUACAUACCUAUCGAACGAAGCAUCGCGAACCGUAUGCCACUUGUUCUUCUUUCUGGGGAACAUAUCUCGUUCACGGAGAUACAUCUUCAAGAAGGAUCAGUCCCCAGGCGGCUGCCGCUGCACACAGGGACCCCUGUCAAGGUACUGUAUUCGCAGACGCUGCAAUGUCUGGUCGUCGCGCUGCAAAUCGGAGACCAGCCGAAUAUCAUGUUCAUGGAUCAUGAAACAGGAGAAGAUAUAUCCCAUCCCAUCGACAGGAACACUGGCAACCCGACGACGUUUAUCAACGGAAUGGGAGGUCAUGGUGAUAGAAUCCUUGGGGUAUUCGAAUGGCUGUAUACCCAGGCCAGCAUGACUUUUCAUUACCUGAUCAUUACCACAAGAGGAGGACGGCUUGUGCUGGUUUCCCCGACGAAAGAUGACUACCGAGAUUCCGAGGGAAAGAAACGAAGGAGAAUCCGCUUUGUCACUAGGUAUAAGACGAAAGACACGGCACCAAUAUGCUCUGUGGUCGGAGACGAUCAGGGACUUGUUUACUGCGCCGGCAAAACGCUCUAUUGGGAAGUCCUCGACACGGCCGAGAAGAAGCUGGUUCGGAAAAAAACCUACGAGCUGAACUCGCCGGCGCUUUCACUGCGGAUAGUGAACGGCAAGGUGUGUGCGCUCACCCUGAGCGACUCUCUCGUGAUUGUAGACCACAAGUCGGAUCAUAAAAGCGAUGAGAUGGAGCUCAUUCAUAUGGACGAGACGACACGGAAGUCAAACCACUUUUUCGAUGUUGGAGAUUCCGCAGAUGGAUCGACAGCAUGGCCAAUAACACUGCUCUGCGGUAUGAACCGCGAUUUCGCAGCUGUUUGGACUCCCUGGCAACAGCGGGAUAGAGAACUGGAACUCGUCGCCGAGGGUUCACUCCCCGCUAGCGUCAGAAAACUCGGGCGCGGUCAUGUUCGGCCUGAAUGGGUGGCAACAGAGCAUGUGCCCCGAUAUGGAAGCAUACCCAGCACGUUGGACGGAGCUGAGGUGGUAGGCAUGUCGUUGGAUGGUUCGGUGAUGCAUUUCAGCCUGCUCAACAUGCAUGCAUGGCGUUUUCUGCGAUUUGUGCAGAAUCUCGCCUCGAGGAGUCAGUUACUUUUCCCUUACAGCUACGAGGUAUCACAGCUGGACGAUGAGGACUACGACGCAGAGGUGAAGGAGAUGCCCAAGUCGAUGAAGCACAUAGAUGGAGACUUGCUGCAGCGAUGCGCGGACAGAUUGGUGCUGGAGAAGUUGAUUUCGGAAGACAGCGAUAUCGACCUCUUGCGGGAGUAUCUGGAUUAUUUGGAUGAUGGGGUAUGGACGGCGUCUUUCCAGGAUGCCGCGGGCGUUUCCAAGUAUUUCGACUUGGCUUACGACGUACUGGAUUACUACUUGACUCCAGUUCUAUAA